AUGUCUUCCGGAACUCGCAAAGAUAACAUUCUCCCGCUGGAAUCAUUUGCCCUAACAGCCGUCCCGGCAAGCACACAUAACGUCGUGUGGUCUCCCGAUGCCGAGCUGGCUGUUGGGUGCGAUGACUGCGUAUAUAUAUUUAUCCCGGAUUUCACCAUCCCCAAAUCUCAAAAUGGCAGAGAUCCGGGCAUAGUCCGUCAGUAUAACGACGUCGCUCUUCGUUUCCCUAGCGUCGAGCACCGAAGCCCGGAACUGAAUCGCCCACUAUUCGACUACGUCGGACAGGAGUUUCCUGAGUUCGAGUUCGUUCCGGGCGGUGGUGGUUCGGGCCCUGUCACUAGCCAGGGCAGUUCUAUGAACCAUCUCAUCUCGUUGGAGUGGUCCCCAUGCGGUCUAGGUCGGAUGAAUCGGUCUGUCCUCGCCGUACUCACCGGCGCCGGCACCAUCACCGUCUAUUGCGAAGGCGCGUCAGAUAGGAAGAAUGCCUUCAAACCCCGCGGUCGUAACGCAAGAACCUUGCUACCUUGGGUUGCUGCCUGGGGCGUUGGUGCAGGUCUGCUGUUACCCGUCGUCGAAGGACACGAAGUGGAGUACGUCAAAGAGUAUGUCACGGCAUUUGCUUGGGCAAGGGAUACGGACGGUUACGGCGCACUACUGGCAUAUGCCAAUGACGAGGAUGACAUCGUCAUAGUAUCUGUGCAAGCUAAACACGAUCCUAAUGCUGAUGCGGGUGAUUGCGGUCAGUGGAGGGUUGAGGAAGUCGCAAGAUUCACAGGCAUGGGACCGCAUCCAAAAGCACAUCAAAACGACCCGGACUCCUUUCCUUCCGGCUCAUCUUUCUCGCUCAGCUGGGGCCCAUGGCUUAAAAAAGGCGCUUCCAAGAGUAGUAUGAUCUCUUAUGUAGCCAGAGGCUAUGUCGGGUUUAGACAAGUCACUAUAGACUCGCCGCAGCACAAGAUGGCAAGCCCGAAAGUAAGAGUUGAUCAGGUCGAUACUGACGGGGUUUGCCUUUACUUAGCCCAAGAUGCUUUCGUAGUCUGGGAGGAUCUUAUAUGGACUAUCGGUCAGUCGAAGGUGUGUCGUGGUAUUAUUGCCACUCCCAUGCUGGCGAAGGCAUUCCAAGUAUCAUUCGACGACUCCCAAUCGGGGAAAAUUGUAAGGCAUACCGCAUAUGAGUGCGGUAGCGCGUAUCCUGAUAUAGAAGAUGAUACCCCUCCACAUAAUCCCAUCACCGGACUUGUUAUCCAUCCACCUUCACUCUCUCAGACCACCAGAACGCCAUCUUACUCUCUUGUCCGACUCUCGGCAACUCAUGAGAACGAUGCUUGGUAUCAAACAAAUCUUCCCCUGCCUCCUAACCCUGAGGACGAAACUGCUGGGCCGCGAUGGGCGACCGAGAUUAAUCAGAUCGUCGAGCAUCAACUUCCGCGGGCGAUGGCAUAUAGGGCUGUCGUGGAUGGAGGCAGUGUCGGAUCAGAGGACGUCUCGGACGAGGAUGAGGAGAUGGAAACUGAAUCGUUUGAGGGAUCGAAUUACGACCCCGACGAAGGAUUUGCCGGUAUAGAUACCGAGGACCAAGUCCACAUUAACAGGGUGCGCAUCUGGGGAAUGGCCUCUAGUCCGGGCGGAGGGGUCACCGCCGUUUUUAUCAGCCAGCAUAAUACAGUCUUCUACGGACGCGAUACGUUUGCGGGGAUAAAAUGCCGUGUGCUCUUCGGCCGACACGACAGCAGCGCGGAAAAGAGCGAAGAAGCUCUCACAACCCUAGCCAUGAAGAAACUCAGCACCGAGGCUAAGACGUGGGAGUGGAUGUACGGUGGCGGGCCCCCCGUACCGGGAGUAGGCUCCUCCACGAUCCAGAGCAGCGAAAGCCGUAGCGCGCUGAAGGACCAUUUCGAACUUGUCGUCCGCCAGCAGGUAUGCUCUUUCUGCAAAUCGCCCCUGAGGUCAGAUGGGAAAAUGUGCUGGUGUGGUAAAGGACACCCUUUCGCUACAUGCGCGACUACCGGUCUCCCUAUCUUGGCUCCUGGACUAUCGAGAACCUGCAACGUGUGCGGCUCUAAGUGUUUGAAUAGAGAGAACCUCAUUGUUAUGGCGCCUCAGCUUAAGGACAUCAUCAUGGACGAAAUCUCUGACGAAUUCUGCGGCAAUUGCGGCGGGAAGUUUGUGAAUUAA
Molecule: messenger RNA, 2175 nt
Organism: Annulohypoxylon truncatum
Lineage: Eukaryota; Fungi; Ascomycota; Sordariomycetes; Xylariales; Hypoxylaceae
Exons: 5
Coding region: 1-2175 (724 amino acids)
Biological process (GO): transcription initiation at RNA polymerase III promoter
Cellular component (GO): transcription factor TFIIIC complex
Molecular function (GO): histone acetyltransferase activity
Source: RefSeq, a predicted model, not a curated record